GUAAUUCCAAGUAAUUCUUGACGGUCAAACGUAUUCGUUGAUCCGCGUAUGUCUUUCAGAAUAAUGAUUCCUUGUUAUGUAAAUUGCACAUAAGAAAAUGAUAUGGUGAAGAAAAAGUGUAUGAAAUUCUUUCGAUCUUUUGCAACGGAUGGUGGCACUCAAAAAUGACUGACUCUACCUCUGCCGCCUCUUCUUUUGUCAGAGUAUGUACAUCUUAUAGAAUAAUCAGCAACAUAGUAACUUUACUGAAAUGUGUUGUACGAACGGCAUUUGUGAUAGUAAACAAUGUCUAUUGCAUACCUACAUAUGUAGUAUGGAUGAUGUUAUUAUUUCCUGUAAAAAUAUAUCAACCUCAAGUAUACUGGCGAAUCGAAGGCCUAUUUUUCCACUGGUUAUUGGCAAUGGUAUCAAUGUGGACUUGGUCUGCAGGUUACGACAUAAUAGAACAAGGUGAUGACAUACAGAAAAUUAUAAGUGAAAAAACACUAGUUAUAGCAAAUCAUCAGAGCACUGGUGAUGUUCCUAUAUUAAUGACAACAUUUAACGCCAAACCAAAUGUUCUACCUAAUUUAAUGUGGAUAAUGGAUAGAGUGUUCAAAUUUACUAAUUUUGGGAUAGUUUCUAUAUUACAUCAAGAUUUUUUCAUCAUAUCAGGACGUAAAAGAAGGGAAGAAAGUUUGAAACAAUUACAAAAACAUCUCAAAGAUUCGUACAUACCACGAGAUAGAAAAUGGAUGGUACUUUUUCCGGAAGGUGGCUUUUUGUGUAAAAGAAGAGAGACGUCACAAAAAUAUGCUAAGAAGAAUAAUCUGCCUAUUCUUGAAAAUGUGACUUUACCAAGAGUAGGAGCUAUGCAGAUGAUUUUUGAUACUCUUGGACCAGCAGAAAAUAGGAAUGCAGAGGAUCAACACUUGAAUAGCCGACCAAGUUUGGCGGUAGUUAAUCCAGAAAUUAGUUGGAUUCUUGAUAUAACAAUAGCGUAUCCUCAAGGUAAGCCGCUUGACUUGCCUACUAUUAUAACUGGUUCAAGACCUCCGUGUGAGACGGUAUUAUUUUAUCGACUUUUCCCUAGUUCAGUGGUACCUCGCGAACCAGAACAAUUAUCCAGAUGGUUAUAUGAUAGAUGGGUAGAGAAAGAGGUACUAUUGGAACAUUUUUAUAAACAUGGAUCAUUUCUUGGCACAAAUGGAUCAAACAGAGGAAGUACCAAAGUACAUCAGGAUCCAUUAAGAUUCCUAGUCCUUCAUUUAUUCUUUAUAACAUCUAGUUAUAUACAUUAUAGCAUGCUUACAUAUGUGCUAUCUUGCUUUUGGUAAGAUGUUUUUAUAUUAUGUGCGACGCACGAUGGUCCAAGAAGAAGGAAAUCACAGUAACGAAGUAAGAUAUCCUUGCCUUAAAUAACCAUUUUCAUGUUUAUGAAAAUAAUUGUAAUAAAUGUAGAUUAUAUAUAUUAAAUU
Molecule: messenger RNA, 1457 nt
Organism: Cyphomyrmex costatus
Lineage: Eukaryota; Metazoa; Arthropoda; Insecta; Hymenoptera; Formicidae
Product: acyl-CoA:lysophosphatidylglycerol acyltransferase 1
Exons: 6
Coding region: 165-1316 (383 amino acids)
Biological process (GO): phosphatidylinositol acyl-chain remodeling
Cellular component (GO): endoplasmic reticulum; endomembrane system
Molecular function (GO): acyltransferase activity
Source: RefSeq, a predicted model, not a curated record